Aureococcus anophagefferens is the source of this 564-nucleotide messenger RNA. RefSeq lists its product as hypothetical. The coding region runs from base 1 to 564 and encodes 187 amino acids. Lineage: Eukaryota; Pelagophyceae; Pelagomonadales; Pelagomonadaceae. Gene Ontology annotation, biological process: intracellular protein transport; vesicle-mediated transport. The record is from RefSeq and is a predicted model, not a curated record. The transcript is spliced from 3 exons. Gene Ontology annotation, cellular component: membrane coat; intracellular membrane-bounded organelle.
AUGGUCGUCAAGGGGAUCGUGAUCGUGAACAACAUGGGCACGUGCCGCAUCGCGAAGUUCUACGAGCCCGUGCACACCGAGGGCGAGGAGCAGCCCGAGGUCAUCCAGCAGCUCGUCGUGCGCAAGAUCUACAACCAGAUCUGCAGCCGGCCCGACUCCUUCUGCAACUACCUCGAGGGCGCGAUCCCCCAGUGGGGCGCCGACACGAAGCUCAUCUACCGCCACUACGCGACGCUCUACUUCGUCUUCGCCGUCUCCCACCUCGAGAGCGACCUCGGCAUCCUCGACCUCAUCCAGGUCUUCGUCGAAGCGCGCUGCUUCGAGAACGUCUGCGAGCUCGACCUCAUCUUCCACAGCGACCGCGUCCACUACAUCCUCGACGAGAUCGUCAUGGCCGGCAUGGUCCUCGACACGAACAUCAACAACGUCCUCAAGGCCACACGCGACAUGACGAAGCUCCACCAGAAGUCGCUCUCGAAGCUCAACGACCUCGUCCAGUCGAGCCCGUCGCGCCUCUCGCCGAGCCAGCGCGCCGCGGGGCACCAGGGCGGGAGCCCGUUCUAA